Messenger RNA from Conger conger (European conger), 1521 nucleotides. RefSeq names its product ankyrin repeat domain-containing protein 33B-like. Gene Ontology annotation, molecular function: protein binding. The transcript has 4 exons. The record is from RefSeq and is a predicted model, not a curated record. Lineage: Eukaryota; Metazoa; Chordata; Actinopteri; Anguilliformes; Congridae. The coding region runs from base 1 to 1521 and encodes 506 amino acids.
AUGGUGUUGAUAAUGGACGACGGAGAUGGAGGAGGGUCUUCGUCUGUCAAACUUAACCAAGUUCAGCCAGAAAGUAACGGCAAGGCGGGGACCGAGGAGCAUGACGAACAUUUGGGAUAUUGUGAUGCUGGGUAUGACUAUGAUGAUGAUGAUGAUGUCUAUCAGGAAUUUGAGGAGUAUGAAGACUUCUCAGAGUUACCGGAUGGCAGGAGUAUCGCUUCGGACGACUCUUUCUAUCCGCCCGAUGAUAACAUUGUCUACUUUAGAUCGUCGACUCCGGAAAGUCCGGCACCUCUUACAUUUUUUCAAGCGUGUUGUAACAAUAAUUCCAUCAUCGUCAAAAUCAUGAUCCGACAAGGAGUGACAGAGGAAGAAGUCAAGGAGACAGAUAAGAACAAUAGGACGGGACUCAUCGUGGCGUGUUACCAAGGUUACGUGGACGUGGUCAUCGCCCUCGCUCAGUGCCCGUAUGUGGACAUUAACUGGCAGGACAACGAGGGGAACACUGCGCUUAUCACCGCCUCCCAGGCUGGGCAUGCCAUGAUCACGCACUACCUGUUGAGUUACUUCCCGGGACUGGAUAUGGAGCGGCGGAACUGCCACGGGUUUACCGCCAUGAUGAAGGCCGCCAUGCAGGGGAGGUCAGCCUGCGUGCGCGCCCUGAUGCUGACGGGCGCAGACGUGGAGGCGUGUGAUUACGGGCGGAAGCUGACGGCGCGGCAGUGGGCCGUGUUCACGGGCCGGCAGGAGACGGCGCACCUGAUGCUGCGUCUGAUGGCUCAGCCAUGCGCGGAGCAGUUCUGCGACUCGUACCGGCCCGAGUGGCCCGCUCUGUCCGAGCUGGUGGCCCGGGCCCGGGAGCCCCGCAGCUGCGGCAGGAAGCUGUCGGAGAAGGUGUGCGGGGCCCUCUCCUUCUCGCUCAGCCUGAAGACCGACCCGCAGCACGACGGGGUGCUGGACCACAUGGUGCGCAUGACCACGGGGCUGAGCUGCCCGUUGGUGGCGCUGGCGUGCCGCACCGUGUGUCCCGGCAGCCCGCCCUGCGUGGGGAAGCGGCGUCCGGCCGUGCAGGAGAUCCUCCGGAGGCAGCGCCUGGAGCAGCAGCGCGGCCUGGCCGGCGAGCGCCUGGACAACUACAAGCGGCUGUUCCAGAACUCGCGCGUGACGCUGGUGCCCAGGCCGCGGGACCGCAGGGCCAGCCUGCAGCCGCAGAUCCUGCGGGAGGCCGCUACGGCCGUGACCGACACGGCGCUGGCGCUCAGGCGCACCAGCCUGCUCCCGCUCAACAUGGUGCGCAGGAGCAGCGUGCGGCCCGGCGUCGUGGUGCCCAAACUGCGCUUCUGCAAGGCCCCCGCCCCCAACUACCACCCCGAGCGCCCCGCCCGCAGGAAGAGCGGAGCCAGGGAGGCCCAGCUCCUCCAGAUCCCCAAGUGGAGGUACAAGGAGCUGCGGGACGAAAGGAAGAGGGCCGAGGAGGAGGACAGGAAGAGCCUGGAGAUGCUCCUCAGGAGGAAGAGGUGA